ACGCAGUUUACUGAUUCACCAACGCUGAUUUAUCUAAGAGCUCUGGUACAGAGCCAGAGCUGAUCUCCGGAUUCAUCAUGACCACAGUGUGGACCGCAUUGUUGCUUUGUGUGUCUAUUUACUUGUGCAUUCCGUUGGGGUCUUAUGGUGCAUUAAUAGUCUCAAGAGAGGAUAGUGAUGGCAGCGUCAGCAGGCUUUUAAAGAAACGAAGUGUGAACAGCGCUGAGAUAGAGGUGCAGAAUGUGAAGAUAGACUGCAAGGUGGCGUCUCGUUUCGCACACACUGUCAUGACCUCCACAGCUCUGAACAAGGCCAACGUCUCACAGGAAGUGUUCUUUGAAGUGGAGUUACCGAAGACGGCCUUCAUCACCAACUUCAGCAUGGAGAUUGACGGCAAGACAUAUGUGGGAGAGGUAAAAGAAAAGGAGAAAGCCAAGAAGCAGUAUGAGAAGGCUGUGUCGUCUGGACAGACCGCUGGUCUAGUCAAAGCCUCAGGCAGAAAGAUGGAGAAGUUCUCUGUGUCUGUGAACAUCGCCGCCAACAGCAACAUCACAUUCACACUUACUUAUGAGGAGCUCCUUCAGCGUCGCUUUGGCAAAUAUGAGAUCAUGAUUAGAGUCAAACCCAAAGAACUGGUCCAACACUUUGAGAUUGCUGCAGAUAUUUAUGAGCCGCAAGGCAUUGCGUUUCUGGACACUCAUGCCACUUUCAUCACCAAUGAACUGCUCCCCCUGGUGGAGAAAACUGUUACUGACAAAAAGGCCCACCUGUCCUUUUCUCCAACUCUGGACCAGCAGAGGAAAUGCCCAGACUGUGACGGUACACUAAUAGAUGGAGAUUUCUUCAUUAAGUAUGAUGUCAAACGAGCAGAGGAUCUCGGUGACAUUCAGAUAGUGAAUGGGUACUUUGUACAUUUCUUUGCCCCAGCUGAUUUGCUGCGAUUGCCAAAGAAUGUAGUAUUUGUGUUUGACAACAGUGGAUCAAUGAGUGGUAAAAAGAUGGAACAGACUAAAGAGGCACUACUGACCAUUCUCAGCGACUUGAAUCCGGAAGACCAUUUUGGGCUGAUCAGGUUUGACCAUACGAUUCAAAAAUGGAGACCAUCAGUGAGCAAGGCAACGCAGGAAAAUGUGAAAGCAGCAAAAGAGUUUGUAAAAAACAUAUACGCAGCUGGAGGGACAAAUAUCAAUGAUGCUCUUCUUUUGGCUGUGGACAUGCUAACUGCAGCUAAGGAAAACAAGAUCAUCUCAGAUAACAGUGCCUCCAUGAUCAUCCUACUGACAGACGGACGUGCCAAUGCAGGUGAAGGUCGUCUGUCCAAGAUUCAAGAGAAUGUCCAGGAUGCCAUUGGUGGAAACAUGAGCCUCUUCUGCUUGGGCUUUGGCUAUGAUGUGGACUAUAAUUUUCUGGAUGUGAUGGCCAAGCAGAAUGAUGGUCUGGCUCGCAGGAUCUAUGAGGCAUCAGAUGCUGUUCUUCAGCUGCAGGGAUUCUACAAUGAAGUGGCAAGUCCUCUCCUAUCAGAAGUGCAUUUUAAAUACCCAGAAGACACGGUGAACUCCCUGACUGGCAGCUACUUCAAGCAGUUCUUCAACGGCUCUGAGAUUGUGGUCGCAGGCCGACUGAACGACAUCGAGAUGAACGAUUUUGCAGUGGAAGUUUCGGCUCAGGGGGAAGAGAAUGACUUUGUGAUAAAAGGUCAGGCCACUGCUCAGAAGUGGGAUACCAUUUUUCCUGAUCAAGAGUACAUUUUUGGAGACUUCACAGAGCGUCUCUGGGCAUAUCUGACCAUCCAACAGCUCUUGGAUAAAAAAGACAAGGGUACAUCUGAAGAGAAGGUGAACGCCACGGCUGAAGCACUGGAACUCUCGCUGAAGUAUAACUUUGUCACCCCGCUGACCUCUAUGGUGGUCACUAAGCCUGAAACUGAUGAAAAGCCAGAGGACACUAUGAUUGCUGAGAAGUUAACUGAAGAUCAGCGUACAGGCAUUUCAACUCCAUAUCAGCAUACAGGCGUUUCAACUCCAUAUCAGCAUACAGGCGUUUCAACUCCAAGUCAAACUGUUCCAACCGGUUAUAGUUAUUUUUCAUCACCUAUAAAUUGGGUUGAUGGAGAUCCACAUUUCAUCAUCGAGUUACCAGAUAAAAAUGAUGCACUGUGCUUCAACAUCAAUGACAAACCAGGUACCAUCUUCAACCUGGUCAAAGACCCUCUGACAGGCACCGUAGUAAAUGGACAAACCAUUGGAGACAAGAAGGUGAACCCUGCUAGCAAAGAGAACACCUACUUUGGGCGAUUUGGGAUCAUUCAUGAGAAGUUUGGUAUCAGAUUAAUGGUGUCCACACAGGAGAUCUUUGUGUCUGAACAUGGCAAACAGGCAAAACUCUUCUGGUCUGACAAUACCUCUGUCAAAGGCCUCAACAUGGACCUGCAAGUAACCAAAGAUCGCAGUCUAACAGUGACACUAAAGAACUCGGUGAAGUUUGUUAUCAUCCUGCACAAAGUGUGGAAGAAGCACCCCUACCACCAGGACUACCUGGGCUUCUACACCCUGGACAGCCACCUCUUCUCCCAAAGAGUCCAUGGCCUACUUGGACAGUUCUAUCAUGGUGUACAGUUUGAGGUGAGCGAGCUCUUUCCUGGGAAGGAUGCGGACAAACACGAUGCCUUCAUGUUCGUGAAGGGACACAGGCUUGUAGUCACAAGGGGCUGGCAGAAAGACUUCAGAAAUGAUGUGAAGAAUGGAGAAAAUGUGCCCUGCUGGUUCAUUCAUAAUAACGGCACUGGGCUCAUUGAUGGAGACCUCACAGACUACACUGUCUCUGGCCUCUUCAAGACCAACUGAGAGAGAAUGUCUGCAUUUCAGAAGACUACAGUUCACAUGCAUAUUGAGGCAUUUAGUGACAGUCAUAAGAGUACAUGAUGAAUGAGCUACAUUAUACUGUCAGAAUAAAAAUUAUACAUGAUUCUCAA
Messenger RNA from Colossoma macropomum (tambaqui), 2971 nucleotides. RefSeq names its product inter-alpha-trypsin inhibitor heavy chain H3-like. The transcript has 24 exons. NCBI's taxonomy places the organism in Eukaryota, Metazoa, Chordata, Actinopteri, Characiformes, Serrasalmidae. Gene Ontology annotation, biological process: hyaluronan metabolic process. The coding region runs from base 78 to 2843 and encodes 921 amino acids. Gene Ontology annotation, molecular function: serine-type endopeptidase inhibitor activity. The record is from RefSeq and is a predicted model, not a curated record.